AUGACACCCGAGGUCGCAGUUGUGGUCGCCGUUGUUGUUGCCGUGGUCGUCUGCGUAAUUGUUGAGGCAGGCGAAGUUGUGGAGACAGUGGUCGUAACCGUGGUUGAGGCAACAGUCGAGACUGUGGCAGUGGUGGAGGCUGACGUCGAUGAAGCCACUGAGCUGGCAACAGUCGACUGA
This is a messenger RNA of Acytostelium subglobosum LB1, 180 nucleotides long. RefSeq lists its product as hypothetical. Lineage: Eukaryota; Evosea; Eumycetozoa; Acytosteliales; Acytosteliaceae. The transcript has a single exon. The record is from RefSeq and is a predicted model, not a curated record. The coding region runs from base 1 to 180 and encodes 59 amino acids.